Messenger RNA from Staurois parvus, 278 nucleotides. The record is from the annotation of a GenBank genome assembly. Lineage: Eukaryota; Metazoa; Chordata; Amphibia; Anura; Ranidae.
CGGCCGCACACAAAUGUCUGGGCCUUGACGCCGAGUGGCCGCACAUUUGCGUUCAUGUAAGAAAAAACAUAUGUGCCGAGAGUGCGCGCCCUGCACGCUCCCAGCACACAUGUGCAGUACUCACGGAAAGGUCCUGGUCCGCUCUUUCAAUUGGGACCUUUCCCGAUCAUGUGACCGCCGUGACAACGCGUCAUGGUCACAUGCUCCCUAAACCCUGCCCCGCCUCCUGGCGUCUGAAACUCUUAAAGGGCCGGGAGGCGCCGGCGGGAAGGGGUUAA